Truncatella angustata is the source of this 5042-nucleotide messenger RNA. RefSeq lists its product as uncharacterized. Gene Ontology annotation, cellular component: intracellular membrane-bounded organelle; membrane. The record is from RefSeq and is a predicted model, not a curated record. Gene Ontology annotation, molecular function: ABC-type transporter activity; ATP hydrolysis activity; ATP binding. The coding region runs from base 147 to 5042 and encodes 1631 amino acids. Gene Ontology annotation, biological process: lipid transport; transmembrane transport. The transcript has 3 exons. NCBI's taxonomy places the organism in Eukaryota, Fungi, Ascomycota, Sordariomycetes, Amphisphaeriales, Sporocadaceae.
AAGAAGUGGAAAAUUCAUCCCCGUGGAUGCGGUUCCAGACAUACGAGCAUUAAAGAACAAAAACGGCAGCAAGCGCAGGUAUUAUGGUUGACUGAUUAUUUUUAUUGUUAACCUACGAAGCGCGUUCCCAGUCGAUCACGCUAUGAAUGCAUCUCCGUUAUAGAAUCUUGUUCAAUUCUUCUAUACGCCGCCCAACACAGGAACCUGCAGGUAUGGCAACUGCCAUUGAAUCGGUCAGGCGUCAAACAUGGGCCCUUACCAAGAAGAAUUUUACAAUUGUAAUUGUACGGUCAUGGGGAUGGACACUCUUUCGUGCAUAUAUUCUUCCAAUCCUGAUUGUCGUUCUGCUACUCGAAAUCCCGAACUUCACGAAAACGACCGUCAAAUAUGGCGUGGGAACUCCACAGACAGUCAAAAGCCUGGAAAAAACCAUAGAUGGUUCGAAGAAACUCGCCAUUGUUCAGUCGCCAGGGCUUGCCAUCGAUGCGCAGGAGGCACUGAGCAGACUUGUAGAGCCGUUGGACGACGCCAAAGUUUUGCGACUUGCCAGUCCAGACCAGGUCUGGGAUGCUUGUGAUGUCGACUAUCAUGGCAACUCGAACUGUCAUGCUAUCCUAACUUUGAACGACUCCCCUGGUAGCGGCAGGCCAAAUGCUACUUGGAACUACACGAUUCAGGUAGACUCGACCAGGCAAUCAAACAGCUUCGAUCCUAUGAACCACGAAUCAAUAUAUGAAAACUUUUGGAUGCCCCUUCAGGUGGCCAUUGACAAUGCUAUUGCCAAUUCAUCAACCUUGCCAGAGGUGUACUCCUAUGCAUACGGCAGCCAGGAGGAACACGACAAGGAAGCCCGCCAAUCUUUCUUGAGUCUUGCUUUGUUCACCUUGGGGUUUGUCUUCUUCCUUUCUAUGUCAACUGUCGUCCAUCACGUCUCGAGCAUGGUGGCCUUCGAAAGGGAGUCAGGCAUGUCGCAACUUAUUGACGCCAUGAGUGGAGGCGCCGCAGUAUCUCGGGUGCUCAGCUAUAUAUUAUUUUUUGAUAUACUCUAUUUCCCACUGUGGAUCAUCCUUGGCAGUUUAUACUGGUACAUGCUUGUCCCAACGACAAGCCCAGGCAUAACUAUAUGUUGGCAAAUUUUGGCUGGUUGGGCGACGACAAGUGCGACUGUGUUCGGAACAGCUUUCUUUCGAAAGGCCGCAGGUGCCGUCACAGUCGUUUUUGCAAUUUCUUUCGUCCUGGCAGUAAUCACGUCCGUUGUAGAAAACAUGACGACGGAGCCUGCGGGAGUGGGGGAGAUGUCCAUCCUUGCCCUUCUUUUUCCAUCCAUGAACUAUGUGUUCUUCUUUGGAUUCAUGGUCAGAUGUGAAUUCCUAGGGCUACCAACGAACCUAGGUUCUCCAUUACCCAAAGUUAAUGAUGUCUACAAUCCUUUGGCGAACCAGUUAUGGGUUUAUAAUAUCGGCCCCUAUAUUCUUUGGAUUCUCCUGGUUAUUCAGAUCAUUGGGUACUCCGCUCUCGCCAUUCUGGUAGAACAUGCAAUGCAUGGGAACAACAGGCGUCGCCGUAGUUUCAACAGAGAUCCCGAUGCCGAAGGAUCUCAUGUUGCUAUCGAGACAGCCGGCCUUGAGAAGCACUACGAGCCCUCGAUAUGGAGAAAAGUGCUUUGCUGCUGUUGUGGCGCUCGAAAACCGGUCAUCAAAGCCGUAGAUGGUCUGAGUCUAGCCAGUCAAAAGCGCCAGAUUCUUUGUCUUCUCGGUCCCAACGGCAGCGGAAAGACAACUACGCUAGAUAUGAUUGCUGGAUUUCAGCGACCAACGGGCGGAUCUAUCAACAUAAAUGCACUGCCAUCUCAAAUUGGCGUAUGCCCACAGAGAAACGUCCAAUGGGAUGACCUCACUGUCAUGGAGCAUCUCGUUUUCUGGAAUACAGUUAAGAGUGGCACCGACGAUACUACAACCUUAGCAGAUCUAAUCAAAACUUGCGAUCUCACAAACAAGAGAAACACACUCGCAAAGAAUCUCAGUGGAGGCAUGAAACGUAAACUGCAACUAGCAUGCAUGCUGGUCGGUGGAAGCUCCGUUUGUCUAAUGGAUGAAGUCACAUCGGGGCUUGAUCCAAUUUCCCGGCGUGUCAUCUGGAACGCAGUGCUUGCUGAGCGAUCUCGUCGCACAAUGGUUUUCACUACGCACUUUCUCGACGAAAGUGAAGUGCUGUCUGAUCAUAUUGUCAUUGUGUCUCUAGGCAAGCUGAAAUGCCAAGGUACCCCGGCUGAACUCAAGAAUCAAUACGGAGGCGGCUAUCGAGUGCACCUGCCAAAGACAACCAAUAUAUCUGAUAUUAGUUACCCUGUCGCUGACCACGGCGAUCGUUACAUUUGUACAACGCCGAGCUCAUCCGAUGCAGCGCGGCUGCUAUCGACGCUCAAGGAUUCGAAUGAUGCAGAGAAUUUUAUUACUGGUCCCACCAUUGAAGACGUUUUCUUGAAGGUUUCUGACGAGCCUCAUGUUCUGAAUAGCGAUAGUGCCUCUGAGAGAAAGAGUAUCGACGGAAAAGCGAAAGACAUUAACCCAAGUUCCGUUCCUAAGCAGGCACCAACGCGUCACGCCAUCUUCUUCAGGCAACUUCAAGCUCUUAUUCUGAAGCGAAUUAUUAUCCUGCGCUCACAAUGGUGGGCCUAUCUUUUCGCUCUCGCUAUUCCAAUAGUGGCAACCUACUUUCUUCGGGGGCUCUUGAGAAAUGACCGAUUUCCAGCGGACAACUUUUAUCCUCCUAAAUGCGAGGAUCUCAUUGGCGAGGUUCAACAGCCUUAUCCUGUAUGGUAUUGGCCUUCUAGCGGCACCCUCGUUGGGCCCGUUUCCACAAACGAGACCAUGGUACGGGUUACGAACGAAGCCAACCCGAAUGCCUAUCGAUACUACAACCCCGAGUGGAACUCGCCAACCUUUGUUAAUGACCGGCAUAAUUUCACUCAAUAUUUGAGCGACCACGCGGAGAAUAUCACUUUUGGCGGCUGGUUUUUGGACAAUAUGACAGCACCUUUGCUCGCGAUUCCAGCAGGUCGAUAUGGUGGUUCACAACUAUCACUCAUCAAUGCAUUCAAUAUGGUGCGAUUCGGUAUGCCCAUAACAAUAAACUCCGGGACGCUGAGGUCGCAAUCGUUUUAUCGCAUGGGCAACUCACUGAUAUAUUCCAUUAUUUUCUGUCUCUUGAUGGCUGUGUAUCCUGCUUUCUUUUGUCUUUAUCCAACCUACGAGCGGCGAUCAAAGGUACGCUCAUUGCAAUAUUCCAAUGGAAUCCGAGCACUGCCACUUUGGCUAUCAUAUAUGCUCUUCGAUCUGGUAUUCGUGUUGGUCAUUUCGAUCGCAUGCACAAGUCUUAUCUCAACUCAUACGAAUUUCUGGGCCAUUGGCCACAUCUGGUUCGUACAAUUCUUGUAUGGUAUUACUGCGAUGCUUAUGGCAUACAUCAUUUCUACAUUUUCAUCGUCGCAACCAGCCGCGAUCGCCUGGUCUAUAUUGAUCAUGAUGGUUGAGUUCAUCCUAUCGAUAAUCACCCUUGCUGUUGUAGGUGAUGGCCUGGCUGGUAACGCCAGGACACUUGACGGCACGACUUUUGGCUUGGGCCUCAUUUUUCCAAUUCAGAAUCUCCUCCGAGCUAUGGCACUCGGCAUGAACCAGUACAUUGUUCGCUGUCGGGGAGAUACAACCAUAGACAAUCCCGGCUCAUUCCUCGCAUAUGGCGGUCCCAUUUGCCUGUUGAUCAUUCAGAUCGCUGCACUCUUUUCCCUGUUGCUUUGGCUCGACGGCACGAUUUUUAACUUCUCAAGGCGCAAGUUCUCGUCGAGCGACGCGGAGAUGUCCGCAUCACGGUUCUCCGGGCGCUCUGAUGUUGACACUGAGACUGCACGCGUGGAAGCCUCACAGACCGACCUUCUGAAGAUGGGGCAUGUUUCCAAGAGUUUCGGCAGCACACACGCUGUCGAAGACGUGUCUCUAGGCCUGCGUGAGGGCGAAAUCUUGGCCCUUCUAGGCCCUAAUGGCGCUGGUAAGACCACGUGCAUCAACAUGAUCCGCGGAGAGAUGGCACCGUCCUCUGGAUCCAUCCUGCUCGAGGGCAUUGACGUGCAGAAGAACAAGCGCCACGCGCAGACCCACCUGGGUGUCUGCCCUCAGUUUGACGCGCUGGAUCUGCUCACCGUUCGCGAGCACCUGACCUUCUAUGCACGCUGCAAGGGCGUCCAAGACAUCAGGCAAGAUGUCGAGUACGUUAUGUCGAAGGUCGGCAUCACUGCCCACCAGCACAAACUAGCCUCCAAGUUGUCCGGCGGGCAAAAACGUAAGCUGUCUCUCGGCAUCGCCCUCCUCGGCAACCCACCUGUCCUCCUGCUCGACGAGCCCAGCUCCGCCAUGGAUGCCGCUUCCAAGCGUGUGCUGUGGAAGACGCUCGAAGCCGUCGCCCCGGGCAGAAGUGUCUUGAUCACCACCCACAGCAUGGAAGAAGCAGAUGCCCUGGCCACCAGAGCUGCGAUCAUCGCGAGGAGACUUUUGGCCAUCGGCACGACGCAGGAGUUGAGGAAGCGGCAUAGCAACGAAUACCAUGUGCACCUCAUUUUGAAAAGCGCGCCGCUUUCGUCGCCGGAGGAGAUGCGCAACGUCGCGGACUGGGUCCUACAGCGCUUUUCGAGCACGGGAAGCAACGUGCAGUUCGAGGGCGAGAAUCUUGGAGGACAGGUCAGAUUCAGGGUCCCUGCCGACGCCAUGGUGCCAGGUUCAGCGCCGACAAAGUCGCCCAAGCACCAUCCCAGCGGAGAUGACCUGGUGUCCCCUGUCGAGGCAGACGAAAACCAAGGCGAGAAGAGCUUUGUCCGGUAUCUCAUCGAGACCUUGGAGGAGUACAAGCAGGAGUUGGGCUUGGAUUGCUACUCGAUCGGCGCCGCCACCAUGGAGCGCGUGUUCUUGAGCGUCGUCAAGGAGAGCGACGCAGUCGAGGAGGAGGAUGAGAAGAAGAGCAUAUGGCGGAGGUUUGGGUUUAACAGAAACUAG